GACAGUUGCUGUAUGUUUAAGCUUUCAUAAAAUUUGUAUUUUCGCUCAAUUUGUUCAAUUUAUUGAAGUUUUACUAUAAAUAAUUGACUCGUUAAUGUAAAGUGAAUGAAUUAUUAAUAUAUACAAAGUUUUGUAUUUUAUCUUACUGAACAAUGGCAGAAGUUGGAUUCCCAGGACAGCACACCACCACAACAACGGUGACAUCCAGCACUACGGUACAGACCAAUCUAAGGUUUGAUCCAGAAUAUGUCAAGACAAUACCAGGAAUACUCAAAGUUGUUCAAGUUGGAAGCAGCCUGCUAGGCUUCAUCUGCAUCAUGUGCUCAAGAUUUAGCUACAUCGGGAAAGCGGUCUACUUCAGCUGGAUCUCCAUGAUCGCGUUCUGGUUCACGGGUAUCCUGCUAGGGUUCUACCUGUUCCACAUGGUGGAGAAGUUCUACAAGAUCCCCUGGCUCAAGAUUGAGUUCGUGUUCUGUGCGCUCUGGACUCUACUGUACCUGCUCGCGGCCAUCUUGGCCACGACUGUGCAUGACAACCCUCAUUCUGCUGCUGCGUUCUUCGGAUUCGUGGCAACAGCGGCGUACGCCGUCGACGCGUUCCUCAAGUGGCGCGCGGUCCGCGGCGGGGGACUCGCGCAGGGCUCGCGCGUCGUCUCCAAGCAGACCACCUCCGUGGAGUCUCCGCCCCCGAGGAUCGGAUACUGAACACCUUACACCUGCUACCGAACCGUGGUGAGGCAACCCCAGAUUACCAGUCACACCUUAGUGUUUUAAUAAUCGUAUUGUUUUAAUAGAAUAAUUUAUCGUGCACGUAAAAGACCAUUCAAAUAUGUACAGUUUAUAAUUGGAACAAAUUACAAUAGCUGCCUUUAUACGAAUCGUUUUAUCGCGCGCGAUUAUGACCGCACGCGAUAUAGCGCGGGAAAGUCAGUUCACGUAAUCGCUAAUGAUUUAGUUUCAUUAUUUUUUGUGUUCA
Molecule: messenger RNA, 975 nt
Organism: Achroia grisella
Lineage: Eukaryota; Metazoa; Arthropoda; Insecta; Lepidoptera; Pyralidae
Product: CKLF-like MARVEL transmembrane domain-containing protein 4
Exons: 4
Coding region: 153-704 (183 amino acids)
Cellular component (GO): membrane
Source: RefSeq, a predicted model, not a curated record